AUGCUGGGGACUGUGGAUGCAACCAAAAGACCUCUUAAGAUCCCUCCGAAAUUUGUGCCUUACAUGGAAAAACAUCGGAUUUAUGAAUUGUUUUAUGAGAUUGCGAGGCAAUUGAUAAUUAAAAAGCCAUCGGAUCACAUUCUUUAUGUGAAGCAAUGUUUGCGACAUGCUGCUAGGAGCAGAGAUGCACCGAGGAUCAUUCUCAUCUGUCCACCCGAUUUCGAUAAAAAAUUGUUGGCUGAGUAUCUCGAUCUGAAAUUGGGGAUAAAAGCGAUAGGUUUGGAUGAUGUGGAGGCGUUCAAUUCGAGUGAAGAGUUUGCUGCGAAUGUCAGGAAAAUCCUGAGGAAAUUGUAUUUUGAAGAGUCUGGUUGGCUGUUUAUUGACUUCCCAAGAACGAAAUCAGAAGCUCGUGCUCUGCAAUCCCUCGGGAUAAUUCCCACCCACGUAAUCGAAAUAAUCUGGACGGACUUUCUAUCGGAAUCCACCUCGCAGUCCACCCCCAGCCACUUCUACUCGACAACAUCCACCCAAAGUUCUCACGAUAAAAUUCCCCUCAAAACACCCAACGACUUGCAUAAUCUCCACGACCUGCGCGAGGCCUACUCCGCCGUUCUGAUCCAGGUUGAGACCGCUGGGAGAACGUACGAGGAACUCGGAAGAGCCUGUAUCACACUCGCGAGGAGAAGAAAGUACCCGACGCCUUGUUAUAAUUUCCGGGUAGUUCUGGUCGGGCCGAGAGGCUCAGGGCGUCGAUCCGUGGCGGAAUAUCUCGCGCGGAGGUACAAUCUUGUGUGCAUUGAUUUUGAUUAUCUAGUGGCACAGGCGAGAAUGCAGAAUAAUAAGGUUGGCGAGUCGUUGAGGUGUCUCGGUCGCUGGGGAAUUAGAGUUGAUUCUGGUGUUAAAAUUAGAAUUGUUGAGAGAAAACUGAUGAGCGCCGAGUGUUUGAAGAAGGGGUGGGUAUUGUUCGGAUAUCCAAUUACUGUUGAGGACUUUAAACUCCUCGACUUACUAGCUACACCUCCAAACAGAAUAAUCUGCAUUGAUGUCGACGAAGCGACAUGCAGGGAGCGGUUGUUCUCGAGGAGAUUUAAUGUUAUUACUGGGAGUGAACAUAACUCUGGUCGGAGUGACGAGGAACAGAGUGAUCCGAAUCUUGCUGUCCAUUUCAAGGAUUAUGAAAUUGUUGUUAAUCAGAAUCUCAAAGAAUACUUCGCAAAUCUCGAAUCACUGCUUCGGUAUGCAGGUGAAUCUGCGAUCACGGUGGAUGGUACGGUCAGUGAGAGAAAUGUUAAAGAAAAGGUAGAAUCGUGUUUGAGCCGAGCUCCAUCUGCUCCUCCUCGUAUUCGAAAACCGAAGGAGGAAAUAAAACCAGAGGAUGUAGAAUUCGAUCCCGAUGAUCCAACGGAUUUCAAGAUUUAUGACGAGCUGCGGAGACCGGAGUCCAUUCUCUCUCUAGUCUAG
Molecule: messenger RNA, 1461 nt
Organism: Diachasma alloeum
Lineage: Eukaryota; Metazoa; Arthropoda; Insecta; Hymenoptera; Braconidae
Product: adenylate kinase 8
Exons: 8
Coding region: 1-1461 (486 amino acids)
Biological process (GO): nucleoside triphosphate biosynthetic process
Cellular component (GO): cytoplasm
Molecular function (GO): nucleoside diphosphate kinase activity; AMP kinase activity; ATP binding
Source: RefSeq, a predicted model, not a curated record